CUGGCCACACCACAAAAAACAAAACAACAAAUUUCGAGUGAAAAUGCGGAAAAUGCGUGCCACAAAGGCCUAAACAACUUGGAAAACACCGCGAAAAACAGCCAGAACUGCAGUGCCGCCCCCGCAGACUUUUCGAUCCCCGGAAAACUCGUAAAAUCGGAGAAAAGUGAACCGAGAGCAGGGCAAGGAAGAACCAAAAACAACAACGACUCGCCAUGGGCAGCAGAACUGAAAAUGUACACUUGACAUAAACUGUGAUUAUGAGUUCCACAAAAUCUCAAGUAGCCCUAGCUACGAAUAUUCCAACCAAUUUAUCCUCUGCCGCUUCUGCCUCAACAGCGGCCGCUGCGGCCGCCGUUGUUGUUGUUGCCAGUGCCAACGCCGUCGUUGCCUCAAACACCAACUCAUCAUCCGGAUUGGGUUCAGGAUCAGGAUCUGGAGCAGUACUAUCAGGAUCAGUAGUCACUGGAGCAGCCACUGCCGGAGCAACAGGAUCUAUAGUCUCAGCAGCCACAUCCUCCGUUGCCACCAUCUCGAGCAACUGCAGCAGCAGCAACAUCAACAACAACUGCGGCGAGGAGUGCCAGUCGGCGGCCGGAUCCUCGAACUUGGGACGUCAGAACAGCUUUGGCAACAGACGAGGCAACAUGAAGGGCAAACAUCUGACGCGUAGCCAUGCGAUGCGUGAGUCCACUUCGCCACCUCGCACGCCAACGCCGCGGGCUGCCUCCGAGCAGCAGCAGCUCCAGGGGGAAUCCCACGAGCACAAUAAUAACAAUAACAAUAUCAACAGCAAAGCACAAUCAACUGGGAGGGGUAACUCGCCGUUGAUGGAGACGCCAGCCGUGAUUGUCACUAGUCAGCAACCGCAACAGCAGCUGCAGCAACAUAAUGUGCCCCAAAAGCCGCAGCAGAAUGUGCCACUCAGCAACGAGGCCGAGUUCCCGAAGCUUUCGCCUCCAAAGAAGUCCGGCGGCCAACACAAUCGCACCAACAGCAACGGCAGCGGCAUGGAGUAUAAUAACAACAGCGGCGCCAAGAAGUUCGUGGUUGACCUGAAGUCCAAUGGUUUGGACAACAAGCAGCAUAACAACUCCUCCACGGGUGUGAUCUACAACUCCGGGAUGAACUACAAGGCGGCGGAUCGCCAUGAUCGACACGAGCGUCACGAGAUGUCCAGCCAGAACAGCAAUCUGAGCAACAACCAUGACGAGGAGCCGUACCAUUAUGAGCCCAGGGGUGGAGGCGGAGGCAAGAAGCAUCGUGCCAACACCAAUGCCAAAGGUAACAAACCACGGUUGAAGAAUCUCGGUGGCAGCUCAUCAGGAAGCAUUGAUUUAGGCGGCAACGGCGGAGGCGGCGGUGGAAACGGAAAUGGUAACAACAUGUCCAACAAUGGCCUGUCCAACAACUCGAGCAACAACACCUCGGGCUUUAUAUCGCGCGUCUUUCAUCAAUCAGAGAACUCGAGCGAGCAGUAUACGGACUAUGGCGGCACCGAUCUGAUGGUCUUCUUCCGGGACACCCUCAACAAGAACCCCAAGGACCGCAAUAUCCUCUUGAAGAUCGAGAAGGAUCUAAUAGACUUCGUCCAGGAAAAUAGUCGCGGUUGUGAGUAUCGUUUUCCGCCAGCUUCCUCGUACAAUCGUAUGCUGAUCCAUCGCACGGCCGCCUUCUUCGGCAUGGAGCACAACGUGGACACGGAGACGCAGCAGUGUGUGAUUGUGGCCGUGGCCAAGAACACGCGUAUACCGGAGAUCCGCUUCCAGUCGAUGGUGCGCGACGAUGCACGCAAGUCAAUUUUGAAGCGGGACACGCACAGCUUCGACGAGGUGCGUCAGUCACCGUACUUGUGCCCCCUCUCUCUGGAUCGCAAGGCCAAGAGCUUCGAGGAGCGGGAGGAGGACUACGAUCGGGCGCGCAGCCGCAUCUUCAGUCGAACGGGAGGCAAUCAUGACGGCUACUCCGGCGGUGGCGAGGAGGAGUGCUACGGUGGUUGGGAGCAGCAACAGCAGCAGAAGCAGUCUCAGCCGCCCAGACCGAAGAGGCCCAACGGAAAGAUGCUGCAGAUGCAGAAUUCCACGGAAUCACGUGAUGGCAUGAGAUCCGCUGGAGCCGUGCCCAAGUCGCACAACUUUGGUAACUACGGCGGACCGCCCAGUUCAGGAGGUCCUGGCAACAAUUCCUUGCCGCGGGGCGACUCAACCAACUCGAUCAAAAGUGGACGCGGUGGCUUCGUGAAGCAGGACUCGACUGGCAGCACUCCAUGGCGACUGUCUCCUUCCAGCAGUGGCUACAAGACGCGCACCCAAUCCGUGCGCUCCGACUCCGUAACUCCAUCGCCCACGGGCUACGGCAGCGACAGGCAGACGCCGGAGUUGAACCACCCAGCCAUGGUGACCCACAGCCGGGUGGCACCACCCAUGUCAUCGGGUGGUGGUGUUGUCGGCGGUGGAGGACCAGGAGCAGGCGCCACCUCGCCCGUGGAUAUGGGAACAGAAGCCACCGGGGCUGAUCCAACGUCCUCGUCCAGUUGCUCGUCGGGAACGUCGGGACUCGUCUGGGCCGUCACAGACAUUUCGAAUGUGCCAAUUGGCAGCCUCCUCAUUGAUCCGCAAACCCUCCAACCAAUUGUCAAUGCAGACGGUUCCAUCUACCACUACGACCCGUCCAAUCUGCCGCCCAACCAGGCGCUCCAGCACACGGGCAAUCAGUACCAGUCGCAGAACCAGGGGAACACCUCCUCCGGUGGCUACAAUAACUACCGCAAGUCGUCGCCACAUCUGCAACAGCAGCAGCAUCAGUCCCAGCAGCAACAUCAGCCACAGCUGCAGCAGCCACAGCAGCAGCAUCAGCAGCCAACCCAGCAAUAUGCCACUACUGAGCUGUCCUGCAGCUCCACCGAGAGUUAUGCGGAGGAGGACGCCCAGUCGCCGGGAAUGGAGUGCUCCGAGGGAUACGAGAGCUAUGAGCAGCAAUCGUUGCCUGUCCAGCAGCAGCAUUCGGGCAACGGGGACUCAGCAAGCAUCAAGGGCGACGAUUGUGAUAGCCUGACCAGUGCCACCGCCUGCCUGAGUAUCACCACCUCCACAUCCACGAAGAACUAUGAUCGCAUCGAGGUGCAGAAGUACAAGAACCAAGCCACCAGUCCGAAUAUACCUGCCUGCUGUGCCGUGGUUGAGAAGCUGGAACUGGAAGCUGCAGUGCAGCAGGAGCAGGAACAAGAACCCAUGGCUGGACCCUCCUCUUCCGGUUCCGCCACCUCCUCGGUGGGCAUUACUGAACUCCCAUCCAGCCAGACUCCGCUGCCGAUGGCAACGCAGGUUAACUGUGACCUACAAUCGGUGUCGCCCAGCUCCACGCCCUACAGUCAGUGCGAGGUAAAGACUCCUAGCCAGAGCCACGCACCCAGUGCCGCCGUCGAGGAACCCAAGACAACCACCUGGACGUACACGCAGAGCUACCAGGCGCCAGACGGAUCUACCGUCUUUCACACCACCACUACGCCCAAUGGGGCAGCGCCCUACUGCGCCACCACAUAUCAGCAGGGGCCCGAUGGCAGCAUCUAUGCGGUUCCACAGGGCAUGGUCUAUGCCGCCUAUCCGCAACCCGGCGUGGGCAAUGCCGGUGGGGCCUCGCAGCCGCUCUUCCAGCUGACAACCAGCAGUCACCCGCCCGCUCAGACACUCUUUGCCUCCCCGGAGGCAGGCGGUGAGAUACCCGGCGGCACCUACAUGAUACCUGUCUUCGAUCCGGCUCAGCAGCCGCGUGAGGGACUCAUCCCGGCGCAGGCCAUCUACCAGGCGGGACCGGGAGGACCGGGGGCCACCACAGUGAUGCCAAUGGCGACGGCGGCUGCCUAUCCAACGGCCCAGUUUGCCACGGCAGCAGCUCCCAAUGGAGGGCCCAUCUACCAGGCGCCGCUCAUCUACUCCAGCGAACCGGGCGGUGGUGCCCAGCUGCAACAGCUUCCGAUGGCCCCGUAUCCGAUUCAAUACUCCUACCCGUACUACCACCCCAUCUCGUACUAUGUUCCCCAGCAGGCGGUGGCCGCCGCACCCAUGGUGACCUCUCAGCCGCCGGUGGGUCAGGCCCCAAUGCAACAACAGGCGCCGCACACGGGAGCUGGCACAGCCACUGGUCCACCCACGGUGGUUUCAGUUUCAGGCCAACAGCACCAUCAGCCGCAUCAGCAGCACCACCAUCAGCAGCAGCAGCACUCGAGCAACGGAUCUGUGGUGACCUCCAGCGGCUAUGGCACACGGGUGAAGCGCACACCAGGCGGUGGCUCCAUCCACUACAAUCCCAGCUACACACCCAGCUCGGUGACUCAUGCCGGUGGCACCCAUCAUCCGUCAGCGGGCUCCGCCCAGAUCAUUGCUGCGCCGGCGGCCAGCACAACCACAUAUCAUGCGCUGCCCACGCUGACGCUGGCCCACGGUGAUGCAGCGACCGGCACGGAUCUCAGUGGUGCGGGCGGUGCCCAUGUGUACGCUGUGCCCGCUCAACAUGCAGCGCUGAUCCCAACGAAUAUCUUCCCUUACGCAGCGGCGGCGGCAGCAGCAGCCGGAGGUCCAGGAGGUCCUCCGACGGCUCCUCAGGUGGUGCAGCAAGCCCCACCACCACCUCCUCAGAGUGCUCCCCAUCAUGCGCUCAUCACAGCUGCUCCGUUUUACCCAGCCAGUGGUGGUAACAUGGAUCAGGGUGCCUCACAGUCGGCUCCUAGUACUCCAGCGGCUCCUGGAAGGCAGGCUCCGCUGUUCAGCACACCGCCGGCUCCAAAUAACGCAAGCAGUGGCAGCAGCAGUGCGGGCGGAGGCGGCAACAGUGGUGGCUACCACAGCAACAGUUCCACGCCGCACUACUACCAGAGCCAGAACAGCAACGAGGGCUACACCUCGCCCUAUGAGAAGAGGAACCAUGGCGGUGGUGCCUCAGGAGCCCACACGGUGGGAGUACGCAAGCCAUACCACCCAGGUGGCUACAAUCCAAGGCAUUCGGUUCCCCUGGGAGGCAUGCCCUCUGGUGCAAAGACUCCGCUGCUGAACUCAAACAAUGAGCCCACGCCGCGUGCCUCGCCAAGCAGCGUGAGCUUGGGCGGAGCCUCUUCGUCCGGUGGAGCCACUAGCUACCAACAUCGUGGGCCACCACCCCACACGAUGGGCGUAAAACGAGACAACAAGCCCAACCAGCUGCCGCUAAUCAGUGGACCACCGCCCAGCUAUGCAACCAACUCAAGUCCCGGCAUCACUAGCUACGAGGCCAAGCCACCUGUCCGUCUGAAUGCCGGAGCUGCCAGUUUCCGGAGCCAGAAGUCCAUGAACCAGGACUACCGGCGCAGUGUCUCGCAACGGAACUCGCCUAGCGCCAAUGGAGGAGGAAAUGGCAGCCACGAGAGCAGCAACAACUCGCCCAACAGUAUUUUGGGCAGCCAGAGCAACAGUGCUGCCAACACGCCCAAUGCUGCCGCACCACCACCUCAGCCACAGACCACAUUGGUGAGCCACUCUGGAGGAUUUGUGGUGCUGGACCAGACCACCGGAGCCGCCAUGAAUGCCUCGCCGCCCUCGCUCUACGGCGGCGGCGGUCCAACUGCAGGACUAGGUGGAGGAGCAAGUGGCGCUGCUGGAGCGGCCGGCUCGAAUGGUGGCCAUCAGCCGGGUGGCGGCGGUGGCCCCCGCUCGCACAUUCCCACUGCCCAGCUGCACCACAGUGCCGCCGCUGCCGCCGCCGCAGCUGCUGGCAGCCAACAGGCCACGGCGGCGGUGCUGAGCGGCGUGGCCGCUGCGGCCGCCCUCGGUGGCUACAAUCCAAACGGGGCGUCCGGCGUGUACUUCAAGUAUGGCCAGACGUACUUUGCCCAUCCCUCGGUGGCCUUGCCCAACAGUCGACGAUCGCCGUCGAACGAUAUCCGGCCGCAAAUGGCGCAGGUGGCCGGCAUGUAUCCCACAAUGAUGAUACAAGCGCGUCAUCCCAGUCGCCAUCCGAACCCGAACUACAAAGGUUCGCGUCCGCGGUAAAGCCAGCCGGAAAACCAAUAUAGGAAUCCCAAGCAAAACAAAAACUACAUACACAUAACGGCAUACCUAAGAUAAAUAUAAAUAGCAACCUAAUCUAGUGGAACAUAAAGUAGUUGACAACCAUAAAACCAGAUGAAGUGGACCGGAUAGACGGAUGGAAACGCAAGAGCAGCGCAUAAGGAGAAUAGAACUCGUCGAGUGCUGGCCGCAGAGUUGUCGUGCAUUAUUGGUAGCAACUGGAAAGGAAGGGGGCGUGGCAGGGACUCAGUCACCAGGUCGCCAGAAAACCAAACUAAACUAUCCAUACACCAUGAACACCACAUGAAAGCCGGGGAGCGAAACAGAGCGAAGCCAUCACUGUUAUCUUCCGCAGCAAGCGAAGGGAAAGGGGGGAAAAACCGACAAAGCAUAGCAUAUAGCCUCUAUAUAGUUAAGGAGUAUUGUACGGAUAUCGCUACAAUAACUGAACCGCUACAGAAGAAAACAAUUGAAUGCUGUAUAUUUUGUGCCAUUAUAAAUAGUCUUUAAUAAAACAAAAAAUCGAGUA
Molecule: messenger RNA, 6567 nt
Organism: Drosophila subpulchrella
Lineage: Eukaryota; Metazoa; Arthropoda; Insecta; Diptera; Drosophilidae
Gene: enc
Product: protein encore
Exons: 13
Coding region: 261-6020 (1919 amino acids)
Molecular function (GO): nucleic acid binding
Source: RefSeq, a predicted model, not a curated record